AUGGCAAAAGUCAUUUUAUUAAUCGGGCUAGGUUUGGCCAUAUGGAGUGCGUGGGAUAUAUACAAUACGGUGCGCAAAUCUCAAAAGAGAGGAAAUACACCUAUCAAAAUAAAAUCAAAUAAGAAAACAACUGAAAACAUAGAUAAGACGAUUAGUAUUUCAAGAAGAAAUUCCAUCAAUCGUCAAACAGUGUCAAGGGACAUAUCGUCGUAUGAACUUAUAAAAGAAAUAGGCAGUGGACAUUAUGGAAAAGCUCUUUUAGUUAGAGAUAAAAAUUCUCAUAGAGAAUUCGUAUUAAAAGAGAUUCCAUUAGAAAUCUAUGAGAAUCAUGAUAUAUUGAAAAAUGAACAUUUAAUACACAGUAGUUUAAAUAACAAGUUUAUUGUUAAAUAUUAUGGAUUCAUGGUGACUGAAGAUUUUGUUUAUAUUAUACUUGAAUAUGCCCAAAGAGGUGAUCUUUUGGAUCAUGUCUUGAAUCAUGGAGCAUUUGAUGAAGUUACUACCGCAAAGAUCAUUUCACAAUUAGUGUGUGGGAUCAAUUAUAUGCAUCAACUAAAUAUUGUUCAUAGAGAUAUAAAACCAGAGAAUAUCUUACUUUUUGAUGAUGGCCUUGUUAAAAUUUGUGAUUUCGGCCUUUGUGGAAUAUUACCGAAGGAUAACAAAAAAUUAAAAGGGGCAGGAAUCGGUACGCUUGUCUAUAGAUCUCCGGAACUUGUAUUAAGUUUACCUCAUAAUGAAAAGACCGAUAUAUGGAGCAUAGGAGUAUUGGCAUAUAUACUACUUACAAACGAAUCACCUUUUGAGGAUAAUGAAGAAUUUGAAAUUACUAACAGAAUCCUCAAGGCCGAUUACACUUUACUCGAUGAUAAUUUUUCCCCUGAAGCUCAAGAUUUUAUUUAUUCGGUAUCGUCAGCACAAUCAGUUCAAUCGUAUAGAAAUGACUCCACUUCAGAAGUCAUUGACACCAUCCUAUCCGGACUAAUCCCAACCCUGAUAUUCAUCUUUUUCGAGGAUAACAUAAACAGGGAUUUUAGUCUUAUACUAGGGUUGAUCGAUGACUUCUUAAUCAUCUUGAUCCCACCAAUUCUAUCAUUUUUCAUACACAAAAAGCAUCAAAUAAUGAUUUUCGUUAUUUAUAUGACUUUUGUCUUUAUCAUAUUGGCGAUAGUGCAUUUUGACCUCCUCAACAACAGGUUCAAAGGGUAUAUAUUAAAAGCCCUACCGUGUCUUUACCUUCCAUUGAACCUGGGCAUAUUUGGAUUAAUGUUAUAUCGCUUAUUUACUGUUCCUGAAUCGGAUUUGGCAUUAUCUAUUAUCACCGCCUCGGGUUCAUUCAUCUUUAUUCUCGUCACCUUCUUCACUCAAAAGUACAGGAAGGCAGAUACUCGGCGAUUCCUUUUUACCUUUAUCAUGAUCAACGCCAUGAAUUUGGGUUGGGUUACAUUAUUGAUGAAUCAUGUCGUCAUCUUUCCCCUUAGCACACUGACGUCCAAGCUCAUUUACUCGUUGUGGGGAUUUAGUGUCACGAGGUUGGUGAAGAUCAACUCGACAGAUAUUAAUUAUGAAAGUAUAGUGUACCAUAUCACCCAUUGGCAAAAGGACACGUCAAAAAAAAAGGACACGUUAGAAGAAAGGAUUAACAAAGAGUUGAAUAACAACGGACCUCAGGUUGACGUUUCGUUACCGAUGGAAGAUACGGAAGGUUAUUUUUCCAAUUUGCACCGUGAGAUCACCAGAACCGAGUCUGAUUUUUCCAUUUUGUACCGUGAGAUCGCCAGAACCGAGUCUGUCACAAACCAAGAGGUCAUCAGGUGCUAUUACAGGCUCGGGAAGGCUCUAUCGGAGCGACGUGUCCAUUAUGAAAGAACUUAUCAGCCACGUGCGAUGGCUCAAAUUUUAGUUAAUAUGGAGGCAAGAAAACAACUUCCGAACGUUACCGAAGCGGAGUUUAAAAAGAUAAGAACAUUGUCCCUAAAGGUCUACAAAUUAUUUAGCAUUGGCGAGGAAUUGAUAUCACGUGUAUCAUUUACCGCAUCGGACAUUUCGACUCUCAGUUGGAAACAAAUUGAGAGUAUAAUUAAGAAACAUCUGGAAAAUAGGAGUGGUAAUGAGAUUAACAUAGUCCCAUAG
Molecule: messenger RNA, 2130 nt
Organism: Funneliformis caledonium
Lineage: Eukaryota; Fungi; Glomeromycota; Glomeromycetes; Glomerales; Glomeraceae
Source: the annotation of a GenBank genome assembly